This is a messenger RNA of Myripristis murdjan (pinecone soldierfish), 4120 nucleotides long. RefSeq names its product sodium/hydrogen exchanger 2-like. The record is from RefSeq and is a predicted model, not a curated record. Gene Ontology annotation, cellular component: plasma membrane. The coding region runs from base 199 to 2667 and encodes 822 amino acids. The transcript has 13 exons. Lineage: Eukaryota; Metazoa; Chordata; Actinopteri; Holocentriformes; Holocentridae. Gene Ontology annotation, biological process: sodium ion import across plasma membrane; proton transmembrane transport; regulation of intracellular pH. Gene Ontology annotation, molecular function: potassium:proton antiporter activity; sodium:proton antiporter activity.
UGCGGUGCUUUUGAAAUGGAUUAGGAGCAAACAUGGAGCAAACAACAUCAGACUCAAAUCAGGUGUAUUUCAUUUUAUGAUUAUUGCUGCAACCCACUGAAGCUGUACAAAGAACAUUUUUCAAUUUUUUAGGAGUCGUAUUUUUAAUUUUUUAUGACUUCCACUGCAAAUACCUGAGACAGAGGUUGACCUGCGGACAUGAGGAACUUGAUUUUGUCUCAGCUAAAGAUGGGGAGUGCAGCUUUUUGUGCCCUUUUACUCCUCUUGUUUUUCUGCACUGGAGGGAAAUGUGAGAUUCAGUCAUCAAACCCUGCUAGCCCAUCAGCUAACCCUCCCGUUGUAAAACCUUUCGAUCAUGAACCCCAACCUUUCCCCGAAGAGGAAAAGGCCAACCUACCAGUUUUUACUAUGGAUUACCCUCGGAUACAGGUUCCUUUUGAGUUUACACUGUGGGUACUGCUGGCCUCCUUUGCCAAAAUUGGCUUCCACGUUUCUCACAAAAUCACCAUCUGGAUCCCAGAGUCUUGCCUCCUGAUCAGCAUCGGCCUCAUUGUUGGCGCCAUCAUGCACUCAGUCAAGGAGGAGCCUCCUGCUGUCCUCAGCUCAAACGUCUUCUUCCUCUACAUGCUCCCACCAAUCGUCCUGGAAAACGGCUACUUCAUGCCCACGCGUCCGUUCUUCGAGAACAUAGGGACAGUGGUGUGGUACGCCGUGGUAGGAACUUUGUGGAACAGCAUCGGUAUCGGGCUUUCUCUCUUCGCCAUCUGCCAGAUUGAGGCGUUUGGGGUUCAAGAUAUCAACCUGCAGGAGAACUUGCUGUUUGCCUCCAUCAUAUCAGCAGUGGACCCUGUAGCUGCGCUGAAUGUGUUUGAGGACAUCGGGGUCAAUGAGCAGCUUUAUAUAGUCAUAUUUGGAGAAGGGCUUUUCAAUGAUGCUGUCACUGUGGUACUCUAUAACAUGUUCAGCUUUGUGGCUGACAUGCCCGUUGUCGAAUCCACAGAUGUGUUUCUGGGCGUGGCCAGGUUUUUUGUGGUUGGGAUUGGCGGUGUCCUCUUUGGCUUCCUGUUUGGCUUUGUGGCGGCUUUUACCACCCGCUUCACCUACAACGUCCGCCAAAUCGAGCCCCUCUUCGUCUUCAUGUACAGCUACCUGGCCUACUUGGUGGCUGAGCUGUUUGCCAUUUCCAGCAUCAUGGCCAUUGUAAUGUGUGCCAUAACCAUGAAGUACUACGUGGAGGAGAAUGUGUCCCAGCGAUCCUGCACCACCAUCCGCCACGUUGUCAAGAUGCUGGCCACCAUCUCAGAGACCCUCAUCUUCUUCUUCCUGGGGGUCGUCACCAUAACGACCGAGCACGAGUGGAACUGGGCCUACAUCCUGUUCACGCUGCUGUUUGCCUUCGUCUGGAGAGGACUGGGUAUUCUGGUGCUGACCCAGAUUGUCAACCCCUUCCGGACCAUCCAGUUCAAUUACAAGGACCAGUUUGGCCUGGCCUACGGAGGCCUGCGAGGGGCAAUCUGCUUCGCCCUGGUCUUCACCUUGCCUGAUAACAUCAACAGAAAGAAUUUGUUUGUCACCGCCUCGGUUGCCAUCAUCAUAUUCACCGUCUUCAUACAGGGCAUCAGUAUCCGUCCUAUAUUGGAAUACAUAAACAUCAGAAGAACCAACAAAGAUCUGAACACUAUCAACGUUGAGGUUCACAGCAGGCUGAUGGAGCAUGUGGUUUGUGGCAUUGAGGAUCUGUGUGGACAGUGGAGCCACUACUACUGGAAAGACAAGUUUAAAAAGUUCAACGAUCGUGUUCUGCGGCGGAUCCUGAUCCGGGACAGCAGGGCUGAGUCCAGCAUCGUGGCUUUGUACAAGAAACUGGAGCUGCAGAACGCCAUGGAGCUGCUGGACACGCCUAUGGGAGACAUCAGCGCAGCGCCAUCUAUCGUUUCUCUCCACGAUGAGAAGUUGGCCGCCUCCAGACCAAAGAAGAAGUUCCUGGCUGCCGAUGUGAAAAAGAUGCACGACAUUCUGUCAAAGAACAUGUACCAGAUCCGACAGAAGACAAUUGCCUUCACCAGCAAACACAAUCUGCCCAACAACAGCCAAGCCCAGGAGAUUCUGAUUCGCCGACACCAGAGCAUCAGGCGAAGCAUCCGCCCUGGAAGUUUCCGUGACCCGGUUGUGCAUAAGUCUCAGAAAUACUACUCCCUGCAGCCUGGUGGGAACCUGGAGUCGGCUUUUACCCUGAGAAGACGAAGUCAUGUCCUCCAGUCCACCUCUGGCCAGUCACCUCGCUCCUCUUCCCGCUCCCUGGUUCCUCUGAGCCGACUCGGCACUCUGAGGGAGUCGGAUCCACGGCAGCAGCCCGGUGCUCCUGGGGUAGACACGGUGGACGAGAGGGGCCUUGGAAGUCUUAAAGGCUCAAGCCUCAGAGGCAGGAAAGCUCCACUUCCUGCCCCGAGGAAGCGCCUCUCGUCUCAGGCAGAGGGAGACGGAGACCCUGAUGACUUCAAGGAGGCGGGGGAGGCAGGAGAGAGGGAGGAGGCAGCAGCUCGUCCUCCUCCUCUACCACCACCUCGAGGCUGGGUGCCAGACAAUCAGGACUCCCAGGAAGAAGGAACAGGGAGACCCCUAAUUAGGCACUCCUCACAGGGGUCCCGUGGUUCUUGGAGACCCUGAGAGACUGUGUGUGUGUGUACAAGUACAAUAAGCAGUAUGAGGAAUCUGGCAGGGGGAUGACUGAACUGCCAGUUGGACUUUUAGCUCUACAGUUUUUUCUCUAACCUCACAAACUAGCUGGCCAUGCUCCAAAAGAAACGGAAUUGGAGGCGACAAAACAGCCGGACCAGUUAGUGUCCUUUGAGGAACCGCAAGUGUGGAUGACGCCACAAGAAGCUGCAGUGCAGUCGAAACAACAAGACUUCAGUGUAGCCUCAGCUGUUUGUGUAGCUUCAGCUGCCUCACAGUACCAUUAUGGUUUGUUUGUCGGAUUGGGCGGCUUAUGAUCGACAGAUGGUUGAUCUAAUCACCUGUUAUGUAUUUUUUAUAAAUGCCUGUUGCUGCUGCUCCUUUUGCAAACAGUUUGAACCCCACAGUCCAGAUUCUGUUACGUGAAUGAAAUGAAAUCAGAGUACAACUGUGCCAGGCAGGAGCUGGUUUGAAUGUAGAAAUUAUAUUAUUUGUUGACUUAAAACUCAAAGAAGGAGUUUUUCAUAGUGCAAGUUAAGUAACUGGCAAGCAUCAUGAGCAAGACAGGAACUGGAGUGCACUCAGAUCUCCGCCGGGUGUAUCUCCUCUUCUCUGGUGCUCAGAUUUAGGUGACAAACCAGCUGCUGGGAAAAGGGAAAAUACGGAGGCAGUGCCUGCGUUUCUCCUGUUCUCCACUCUCCGCUUGUCACUUAGGUGAAUAACUUCCUGAGGAGUUAGCACUGAUCAUGUAGUCAUAACUGUGCACAAAAAAUAUUAGGCCAGUAGUAUGGGAGAUUAGGUGGAGACAGAUACACACACAUACACACACACAUCACCAAACUCAAUAUCCCCUCCAGGCUGCCUUCUGCCUUCUGCCAGAGACAAUAACAAUGUUCUCUAUUCAUCCAUGAUCAUGGCUAGAUUGUAUUCUUUCAGUUAGCAGAGGGGCACUUGGUUUCAUCACACUAAACAACUCCCCUCUUACCUCUUGUCUGUCUGUUUGUGCUUCAGUUUAAAGUUACGUAGAAAAGCAGUGGUUCUUUGGCUCCGCCCAGUGAUGUUUACCUCAGCCAAUGAGAUCAUUUCUGCUUCAAUUCUGCCUCAGAGAGAUUAAAGUGUCUUUAUACUCAAAUGUAAUGUACAUGUAGUGUAAAGUGUGAAUAUAAAGAACAUUCCUGUACAGAGAUAUCCCCCUUAUAAUCAGCCAAUCAGAGUGCAUUGCCUUGCCGAGGCUUGACGUGAAGUUGAGGUUCUUGGGCAGGGGCGCAACACCUACACUACACAUUAAAUAGUGCCAGUUUACACGCAGAGAGGCUUUUCACAUGUAAGUAUAAAAAUAUGCUUAAAAUUACAAUCCUCAAUAACAGGCCCCUCGGAUACAUACUGUACUGUGAGUGCGCACACACACACACACACACACACACACACACACACACACACACAC